GGCUGAUCACUUCCUACAGUGCUGAUUUCCCUGAUCUGAGGAAACACAACAACUGCAUGGCCGCAGCCUUGACUCCAUCUGUUUAUGCAAGACUGAGGGACAAGACAACUCCAAACAACUGGACACUGGACCAGUGCAUCCAGACUGGAGUGGACAACCCUGGACACCCCUUCAUCAAGACUGUAGGAAUGGUGGCUGGUGACGAGGAGAGCUAUGAGGUGUUUGCUGAGCUUUUUGACCCUGUGAUCAAGGACAGACACAAUGGCUAUGACCCUCGCACAAUGAAGCACCCCACUGACCUGGAUGCUUCCAAGAUCACUUCAGGAAUGUUCGAUGAGCAUUAUGUGCUGUCGUCUCGGGUCCGUACUGGCCGUAGCAUCCGUGGGCUGAGUCUUCCCCCUGCGUGCUCGCGCUCUGAGCGCCGUGAAGUAGAGCGUGUGGUUGUGACAGCUUUAUCCGGCCUGAAGGGAGACCUGGCCGGUCGCUACUACAGCCUGGGCGAGAUGUCUGACAUGGAGCAGCAACAGCUGAUUAAUGAGCACUUCCUAUUUGAUAAACCAGUGUCACCGCUGCUUACGGCAGCUGGAAUGGCCAGAGAUUGGCCUGAUGCUCGUGGCAUCUGGCACAACAAUGAAAAGAACUUCUUGAUCUGGAUCAAUGAGGAGGAUCACACAAGGAUUAUAUCCAUGGAGAAAGGCGGGAACAUGAAGAGGGUGUUUGAAAGGUUCUGCAGAGGUUUAAAACAGGUGGAGCAUCUUAUUCAGGAGAGAGGUUGGGAGUUUAUGUGGAAUGAACGGCUGGGUUACAUCCUCACCUGCCCCUCAAAUCUCGGCACUGGGCUUAGGGCUGGUGUGCACAUUCGCUUGCCCCUCAUGAGCAAGGAUCCUCGCUUCAAAAAGAUCCUGGAUAACCUGAGGCUACAGAAGAGAGGCACAGGAGGUGUUGACACAGCUGCGACCGGAGAUACCUUUGAUAUCUCUAACCUUGACCGACUGGGAAGGUCAGAGGUGGAGCUGGUACAGGUAUUGGUUGAUGGGGUGAACUACCUGAUUGAAUGUGAGAAGAGGUUGGAAAGAGGGCAGGAAAUCAAGAUCCCAUCUCCCAUCUCCCAGUUCAGGAAAUAAACAUCACCUCUGUCUGGAAUCCUGGAAUAGAGAACUCCCUCUAACCGCUUGUCACUUAACUGUUGGUCUUACAAGAUAUUCUGGAAUGUAUAGCCCUAAAUUGAUUAACUUGGACAUUUUAUUCAUAACACAUAUAUAUACUGUAUAUGACGUAUAAAUUCUUUGUAAUUCUUUAUUGGCAAGUUUUUUAAAUUUUUGUGCAGAAAAUUAAAACUAUACUUGCCAGCAGUGGUAAUGAAGUAAAAUCUUAGGUCCCUGUAUGUAAAUAGUUUUCCUGUGUAUCAACUUCUUGGCUUGUAUCUACUUUUAGAAGCACAAUAUACAAUUAUGACCUUU
Molecule: messenger RNA, 1460 nt
Organism: Solea senegalensis (Senegalese sole)
Lineage: Eukaryota; Metazoa; Chordata; Actinopteri; Pleuronectiformes; Soleidae
Product: creatine kinase U-type, mitochondrial
Exons: 8
Coding region: 57-1124 (355 amino acids)
Biological process (GO): phosphocreatine biosynthetic process
Cellular component (GO): mitochondrion
Molecular function (GO): creatine kinase activity
Source: RefSeq, a predicted model, not a curated record